Messenger RNA from Botrytis sinoallii, 942 nucleotides. RefSeq lists its product as uncharacterized. Bases 1 to 942 code for a protein of 313 amino acids. Gene Ontology annotation, cellular component: cytoplasm. Lineage: Eukaryota; Fungi; Ascomycota; Leotiomycetes; Helotiales; Sclerotiniaceae. Gene Ontology annotation, biological process: protein phosphorylation. Gene Ontology annotation, molecular function: protein serine/threonine kinase activity; ATP binding. The transcript is spliced from 4 exons. The record is from RefSeq and is a predicted model, not a curated record.
AUGUCUUCCCUACUCAAUAUCGGCCAGAAAUUGAAGGGAAAAACUAAUACUUAUACAGUCAGCAAACAAUUGUAUGAGUUUGUUUUUCUAGCACAAGAUUCGAAAGAACAAAAUGUCAUUGUUAAGAGUAUACGUGGUCACUGGCGACUACAAAAUGAAGCAGAUGUGCUCAAACGGUUCCAAUCUAGAGCACCAUCUCUUCGACCGCUGAUUGAUGAGAUUUUUGAUCCUCUUGAUCCGCUAACUAUUGUUCUCAAACAUUUAGACAAUGAUCUCAUGACUGAAACUUACAAGAAAAGACUUACAAAGCCUGAACUCAAAUUCGUCGCCAGAAGAGUGUUGGAAGCUUUACAAGUUUUGCACGAAGAUGGUUACGUUCAUACCGAUGUGAAACCGGAUAAUAUCCUCGUGAAUCAUGGGAACGGCAAUGAACGCUUCUCUGAGGCUCAGCUUGCUGAUCUUGGAGGUACGGUGUCCGUAAAUUCAAAAUGGGCAAAGGAGGGCCAUAUAGUUGGGACAUCUUCAUGGCGCAGUCCAGAAGUUCUCCUCGGUAUGCCGUGGGGGAUAUCAUCUGAUAUUUGGUCUUUCGGUUGUUCGAUAUUGAUGCUUAUUUACGGCGACCAUUAUCCAUUCAAUCCUCGAAAUGGGGGUGCUGAAGUCGAUGAUGAUGAGUAUGAUUUUGGGGUACUGAUGAAGCAUCACCAGUACUUAGGCCCAUUUCCAAUUUCAUUUGGUGAAAUUGCAGACGAGGGGACACAGAACGCGAUUGUUUUAGCAAUGAAAGCAGUGGCACCUGAGAAAAUGAAGCCAUUACCCAUGAUCACGCAGAAGGAGAUUCCCAAGGUUGAUAAUAUUUUCCUGCAAAAGAUUCUCAAGUUGGAUCCCCGCGAUCGACCGACUGCAAAGCAGAUCUUGGAGGAUGAGUGGUGGGAAACUGAUUAG